Molecule: messenger RNA, 8674 nt
Organism: Melospiza melodia melodia
Lineage: Eukaryota; Metazoa; Chordata; Aves; Passeriformes; Passerellidae
Gene: FAM222A
Product: family with sequence similarity 222 member A
Exons: 2
Coding region: 6035-7714 (559 amino acids)
Source: RefSeq, a predicted model, not a curated record
CGGGGCUCUGUGCAAACAUGUUAAUUUGUUUUCUUUCUUGCCUCGCCUUUCAGGGUAAUUGGUUGCAUUUGAAGCCUUUGUGAAAGCCUUUGAUUAUAGUAAUUUCAGCAGCGCGAUCUACCCUGGAUUCCUUCGUCAGAUUCUUUCACAGCUCCGGCUCUUGGGGCUGUAAUUGCGGAGCGGAGCGCGCCCGGCUGCCGAGUGUGGGGCAGCUGGACCAUGGGGCACAUGGCCAUGGGGGCACAGGGAUGUCACUGCAGGGGACAAUCAAACCCCUGGGGUGAGGCGAGCGAGCCAGGAUGGGACAGGAGCUGCCAUGGGGAGCUUUGCUCUCUGCACUGCUGUUGGGUCUCUCUGGAGAUGUGGGUGCUGCCAGUGCCCAUGGUGUGGUUGCCCGUGCUGGAGCUGGCUGCUGGCUUGUUGGGGUCCAGAGUGCUUUUAGUUGCUGCUGCAUGGAGCCACUUGGCUUUUCUGCUGGUUGAUCCCAGGUCUAAGCUAGAGCUGGGACUAAAGCCCAUGAGCAUCCCAAGAUCCAUGAGGGGCAGCUCCCCAGUCUGAGUGCAGGAGGAAGGCACGGCACGACUGUGCCACAUCAGUGAGGUUUUGCUCUGAGGAGCUGGUGCCACAUCCAAGAGGCCACGUCUGUGCCUGUCUGGCAGGACCUGGCAGAUCCUGCCCGCCCGCUGCGCGCUGGCCCUGCCGGGACCUCGCUGCGCACAGCCAGGGCUGAGCCCUGCCAAAAGCACCGACGGCACCCGAGCGGGGCCCUGACCUUUGCUAGCAGGGCUGCUCACCCCCCUUGCUCCUGGCAUUUUGUUCCCAGUCCCACGUAAUGACCUUCUCGGCAGCGCCGUGCCAGCGUCUGCCACUUCCAAUUACCCACGGCUGCUCGGCGCCCGCCGCAGCACGCGGGGCUCCUUCCUCCCCGGCAGGAUGGCAGCAGGGUGGAGGAUGCUGCGCCCUGAUCCCGGCUUGGAGAGCCUCAGGAAGCCCCCCAAAAGCACCCAGGGCUCUGGGGUCCUGCCCCCGGGGUGCUGGAGGCGCUUGGCUUUCCAGAAUCAUUAUUAACCUGUUCGAGAGCCGUUCCCGCUCGCAGCGAAAAUAGAUCUUUAAUCUCUGCCCAAAAUAGCUCAUUUGAUGAGAGGCCUCCUUAAAGCUGACACAUAAAUUUAACCAGGCCGCCCGAGCCCUGCGCAGGGACGUCUGCAAAUGCUCAACAGCACUUGAAUUGUUGGGGGUUUUUUUAAAUUCCGUCGUUGCGGACACAUCUGAUACCCUGUUUCUUCCUUAGGGUCUUUGGAAGUGCUCAGGUGGUCAUUUGCCGUGCCCUGUCCCAGUUUCUUUCACCUUGCUUGUGAGCACAAGGUUAUUUUGGGGUAUUUUUUGAUGUUGACUCUCUUGAACAGUCCAAGGGGUUUCUCCUUGGAGCUGCCACAAGAGCAGAAACCUCAUUUCUGGAUGGGAUGGGAGCGACAUGAGAUGCUGCUGUAGGAUGCCAGCAGUGAGGGUCCUGGUCCAGUGCCACUGUCCCUGGCACUGUGCCACGGCUGGUGGGCUCUGUGCCAUCCUGGUGUGACAGCAGCCCAAAAAAGUGGGAAAUGAGGAUGCUCAGGGUGUCACAGCUCUGCUCAGCCCUGGGUUCAGGGCUCGCCCCAGCACCUUCCCAGCAUUUCCACAGAAAAUGGGCAGGGAGAAGCCACUUGGCUGCUCUGGGUCUCCCCCCCAGCCCCCCACAGUCCCCACAUCCCAGCGAGCCCCUGAGCAGCACAAUAAUCACUUCCAGCAUCAUUAUCCAUCGCAAACCCCAGCUUCCAAUUUUAAUCAGAGGAGCUGGUGUUGCUUUAAGAUCUGCGGGUUUUAAAGAUCACAAGAGGGGUUAGAGAAAAUUACCCUUGACUCUUACAUGCUAAUGUAAUCUCUAACCAGAUCUGCAGCACUGCAGCUAAAAUUGCUUUUUAGAUUAACAUUUAAUUAUUAACAGGGCCCCCUGAAAGGCCCGGGGCUGGAGCACGCGGAGGGGAGCGGAUUAGCCGGGCGGGAUGAGGGAAGGUUGGGCCAGGGAAGGUCAUGGGGUGACCUUCGGUGACAAACUUUGGGUUUUAUUUUACCUGCUGCUCCCCGUGGUUCACAGUGGGGUGACCUUUCUGUGCUCACCCCUUGUAGGGCUGAGCUGUGGUGUUGCUGCAUCCCCUCCACCCUAAAUCUGGAUGGGAGAUGGAUAUGGCAGUGCCAGGCAGCAGCACCAGCCAAAAUCCUGCUCAAUGUGCAAUGGGGUGGGCAUCCACAGUGUGCAGAGGGGAAUCCUUCCUCCUCUGGCACCUCCUCACCCUCACCAAUGGGAUGGGAAAUCUCAUCAUGUGGGACCAGUGGUGGUGGCGGUGGCAGAGGAUGGUGACAAGGAGCUCGGCGUCCCCGGGGCUGUUUGUGUGGUUGGAUUCUCCUCCAUCCAUGUCCGGACGAGGAACAGGGGUGUUCCCAGUUGUGCUCUGCGCACCAGGGGCCAGUGAGGGCUUUUGCUUUGUUUCUCUGGUUGCUGCCAGCUUUGGCCUUGCCCUGUGCUGUCCGUGUGUCCGUCUGGCACUGUCAGGAGCCUCCUGAGCCUCUCCCAGCUGGGCUCACCGCUCACCUCCUGUCCUUGUCCUGGCUUUUGAUGGCCAGGGGGUCAUGGCCAUGGUGUGGCUCAAACAGCUUUGCAGCAUCCCUGGUCCUGCCCCCCUUUCCUCCCCCAACCCCAAAAGCUCCCUUUUGAUGGGAUUGCACCCCGAUAACACCCGGGGAAGGAUCUGGAUGUGUUCCACCACAGCCUGGAUGGUGACCAAGACCUUGUCCCUCACCAGCCCUGCCCUGCCACAGCUCAGCAGCCACACAGACCCACUUCGGGCUGAGACUUUAAAAGUUCCUUUUUUCUUUUCUGCCCCCCUCCCGUCACAUUUUCUUUUAUCUAAAUCCUCGCCUGCAAAAGCCUCUAUCGACAGCUGCGCUGGCCUUAUCUCGCGGGAGGGACCUUCGCAGGGCUCUCGGAGGAGAUAAGCCCGACUUAUCAGCUGCUGAUGUCAGAGGAGGUGCCAAACCCUCCCAUCACUGGGGCUUUAGACAUAGAGGGUGGUGUUUUUUAUUAAAGUCACAAAGACCUUGGGCUUAUAAAUAGUGUGAUGUCGAGAUGGAUUAGCUGGGUGUGGGGCAGGAUGGAGUGGUGGGAGAGGCGAAGGGUGGAGCUGUGGCUGCCCCAUCCCUGAAAGUGUCCAAGGUCAGGUUGGACAGGGCUUGGAGCAACCUGCGAUAGUGGAAGACAUCUCUGUGCAUGGCGGGGAGUGAGACAGAAUGGGCUUUAAUGUCCCUUCCAGCCCAAAGAAUUUGGUGGUUCUAUAAUGACAGAGUUGUGGGAUGUGGGGCUGGGGCUUCUGGGGGACCUUGCUGCAGAUGUCCCCAAGAUGACCCCACUGUUGGUGGGCCUCACCCUGUGCCCCAGUGCUGGGUGACGGCGGGUCCACGUGCCCAGCCUGGGCAGGGGCCGUGCGGACUGGGGGGCGUUCCAGCAAAACUGCUGAGUGUUGCCUUCCCUGCCACGAAAGAGCCAGAGCAGCUUGAACUAAAUCGGAUCCUGCUGAUUGGAAUUAGUUCAAAUGCAGAUGGAGCUAACUAAGCCGGCGCUAAGCGUUGGACAGCCCAGCGCCCAAUUCCCAUCAGCUGAUUCAGGGGCUUUUCGCAGCCGCAUUAGCGAAAUGCCACCGUGGCACAGAUGCCCAUUGUGCCAGGCGCCCACCCGCUCGCCCACGGCCCUUCUGGGCCUUGGGGCUCCCUGCAGGGUGCUGGGAUGGACAGAUGGACGCUGUUCUGGGGUUGUGGCCUGUGAAGGUGGGGUGAGGCUCAGCGUAGCUGUCGGAAAAAUCAUCUGGGCUGCGAGACGAUUCAGCAGGGUCUGAAUUAAUCUGUGCCUUUAUUCAGUUUGGCAUGUGGCUGUGAUAAUCCAAGCCCAGGGUCGGGAUGGCUCCAGGAGGAAGCUGGGCUGUGCGUGGCAAGGAGCAGAGAGGAGUAUGGGGACAAGCUGUGCCAGCGUAGGGCUCUGCUGGGCCCUCAGCUCCUGUGACAGGCGGCAUCCACACCCACCCUGUGCCACCACAUGGGUUGGAUGCUUUCUCAGCCCCACAUGCCCCAGGGACCAGCAGGGAACUGAUCCACGAGCCGCCCACGCCGCCCGUGUCUGCCAGGGACACGGGUCAGUGUCCCCAUGAGGAGCUGCUGGGCACAGGGAGCGGGUGACGUCCGCCACUAAUCGGCCAGAUGGUGACACCCGGCGGGACGCCAGCCCUGAGGUCACCACGGAGCUCAGGCUCAGGUACAGCAGGAGCCGGUGCCAUCAUCCAUCUCCUGCAUGGCUGUGGGUGCUUUGAUCAGAGCCACCCUUCGGGGACAGGGAUGAGGUGAGGGUGGCAGCUCCCGUCAUGGAAAAUCCAGAAUGCCAGCCCUGAGGUCACCACGGAGCUCAGGCUCAAGUACAGCAGGAGCUGGUGCCAUCAUCCAUCUCCAGCACGGUGCUUUGAUCAGGGCCACCCUUUGGGGACAGGGAUGAGGUGAGGGUGGCAGCUCCCAUCAUGGCAAAUCCGGGUGCUGGGCACAUUCCCAGGGAGCCAGGGCUGCGUAAUGAGCCCCGAGUCCCGGCGGGGAGAGGAGAACUCCUGGCAGUCAAGUGCGUUCAGGCUCUGAAUAAGAAGCACUUCAUUCUCCUUUCAAAUUGUAUAAUUUCUGCCUGAUUGUAAUGGCAUAUUUUAAAAUUACCAGAAAUCGAAGCCAGAAAAUGGAUACGGCUGCUUUUACUGCGAGCUGCGUUAACAAAGGAUAUGUAAUGCAUGAAAUAAAAACACCUCCCUGCCCCCCUCCUUUUUUUUUUUUAAGACAGUAAUAGGAGAAAAUUGGUUUUGAAACUGAAUAAAAGUCCCUUUCAGAGGAAAUCAUUUCUUUCAGGGUACCUUUGCUGAAAGUAAAAUAGUGAAUAAUGAAAGGUGGUUACAUGAUUGUCUUUCAUUUAGAGAGCGCGAGGACAGAUGGAAUCUGGGAGAAAUGCACGAUUGGAAUAAUUGCAUGGUAACAAGGCGCUUGUUGUGAAAUUAGUAUCUUAAGAAAGUAGUGAAAAAGGCUUUUACUCAUGAAUACUUCAUUAUUAGGAGAAAACAGCACAAUUUGGGUUCUCCAGACACCUGCUCGGUAUUAGAUGACUUCCUCCCCUCCUCCUCCUCCUCCUCCUCCUCCUCCUCUUCCUCACACCUUUUCCUGACGAGUCUCUCCUUGUCCCUGGUUUGCUGGGGAGUCAGGGUGAGACCCCGAGCCUGAUGAGCCCAGCUGAGGCAUGGACACCCUGCAUGGAUCCCAUCCUGGAGAUUAUCCCAGAGCCUGGCGGAGGGCACAGAGCAGGAGUGAGCAGCACAGGUCCCAUGGUGGCAGUGAAGGUGUUUUAAAGGGUGACAUUUAAACCAGCAGAGCUUGGAGAGCCCCGGGCACAGCUCAGGGAGCAUCAAUCCAUGCUUUGUUUCCUGGUGCUGAUGGUCACGGGCUCUGCCAGAGGCCACCACGUGCCUGAGGCCACCGCGUCAUUCCCCUGCACUGGGACAUGUGGGAAUCAUCCUGGAUGGCUGCAGGAGAGCACGAUUCCCCCAUGAGGGAGAAGAUGGAGUGAUGGACCCAGCAGAGACACCAUCCACGAUGUCCACCUGUGACCCCCAGCCAUCCAUAACGUUCAGCCAGAGAGCAACAGCGCAGGAGCUGCAACGCUGGCGGAUGGGCUCCAUGCCCGCUUUGCUGCUGCUCCUGCCCACAUCUCCCUGCCCUCUCCGAGUGGGAAUAUCAUCCCUGUGCCAGCUGGAGCAAUGGGAGGGCGUCAGCAGCAACUGGUUGUACCUCAGGGCCCCGGUGGCGGCGGCUGGGGACGGACGUACAAUGAGCAGCACCGUGGUGACGGCAGCUUUGGCCUGGCCCCUCCAGCUUUUGUCACACAGAUUUUGAUGCCAGCUGGGAGCAACAUCCCAGGACCCCGAGCGGGAUGUUAGCACUGUCUUUCCCCAGCCUUGACUGGGGUCACUCCGUGCCAGGAGGCGCCGGCUGGCACGCCUGGCACCGCCACGACGCCUGGCACCUCCACAUUCCCGUUGGGAAGGGCGGGAAGCUCCGCAGGAAGCACAAGCCACCCGCCGAGACCUUCAUCUUUAUUUUAUAUACAUCCCUACUCACUCCAGGCUUUCAGAGCUGGCUGUUUAUCUCCAGAGCAGCGAAGGCGCCGAGUGCUGGGGAGCUGCACGGGGGUGGUGGUGGCACGGGGGUGGUGGUGGCAGGGGGUGGUGGCACGGGGGUGGUGGCAGGUCCCUGGCUCACCGUGUGUCUCCUCUCUUGCAGGGCGUGGGGCGGCAACGCCCGCAGGGAAGCCCAGACCAUGCUGGCCUGCCUGCAGAGGACCCAGAACCCCCCAGCCCAGCACCUCCCCUGCCCCAACAAGGCGCUGGAGCCACGCAAGUGCGAGACGGCCCCCAUGCAUUCCCCGCGCUACCCCAGCCCCGCCGAGCUGGACGCCUACGCACAGAAGGUGGCCAACAGCCCGCUGACCAUCAAGAUCUUCCCCACCAACAUCAGGGUCCCCCAGCACAAGCACCUUAACCGGACGGUGAACGGCUACGACACCACGGGGCAGAGGUACAGCCCCUACCCGCUGCACGCCGGCGGCUACCAGGGGCUGCUGGCCAUCGUCAAAGCCUCCGGCAAAAGCGUGGUGAAGAACUCGGAGGGGAAGCGGACUAAGCUCUCGCCCGCCCAGGUGGGCGUCGCUCCCUACCCCGCCUCAAGCACUUUAGCUCAAGGUCCCUCCUGCGCCGGGCAGCUGAGCUACCACGGCGGCCAGAAGCAGCUGGAGGGUCCCGUGCCCCCCAACGUGACGGUGGCGGCCUCGGUGCUGCCGCUGGCGGGCAGGAGCCUGGCGCUGCCGCCCUCCAACCUGCCCUCCAUCCAGAGCAUCAUCUACCAGAUCAAUCAGCAGUGCCAGGCGCAGGGUGCCCAGCCCGGCUGCCCGGCCGUCGUGGCCGCCCACCCCAGCCCUGCCAAGCACGGCGCCUUCGCCCCCGGCUACGGCGGCACCGUGCUGCCCGAGUGCCGCAAGGGCGCCGAGCUGGCGCUGGGCUCCAACCCGGCCGCCGCCCUGGGACCCAAGGCGGGCGUGUACCCCGAGGGCAUGGACUACCUGGUGUGGCAGCAGAAGCAGCAGCAGCAGCAGCACCUGCGAAUGUACAGCGGGGGCAGCGGCGGCGGCGGGGCGCUCAGCAAAUCCCCCGAGACGUGCGCGGGCGCCUCGCGGCCCUACGGGCUGGGCGGCGCCGCCGACAAGGUGAGCUCGUCCCCCUUGAACUGCAUGCACGGCAACUUCGCGGUGGGGCAGUACUUCGCUCCCCCCUGGAACAGCAUCCUGGUGACCCCCAACAGCGACUGUUACAACCCGCCGGAGCUGGGGGCCGCGCCCCGCGAGCUGGGGGUGCCCCCGGGCGAGGGGCUGCCCAGCAAGACCCUCUGCAAUACCUCCAUCCUCAGCAGCAGCCUUCAGUCCCUGGAGUAUCUCAUCAACGACAUCCACCCGCCCUGCAUCAAGGAGCAGAUGCUGGGCAAGGGCUACGAGACCGUGUCUGUGCCAAGGCUCUUGGACCACCAGCACGCCCACAUCCGCCUGCCCGUCUACAGAUAAGGGACGGAUGCUGCUCUUCCCAAACCCAGGGCGAGGACUUUGGCGCGAGCUGCGGGUGCCGGACCGCGGCGGCGAGGGCGGGGGGACAGGGAGGGGGACGCGGGGCUGGCUGCUGGAAGGGCUCCCGGGACACUGGCGUUGCACCGGGGUCCCCAGACUGGACACGCCCGCGACCCGCUGGAAGCCGAAGGACCGCUUGUCUAUAUAGCUCAGAAAUCAUUUUAUCUCCACGAAUGUGAACAGGGAAUUGCUACGAGUUGCUGCUAUCCAGGGAGGGGAGGCUCUGCUGCUGUGCUGGCGGUGCCCAGAGCGGGGCAGAGCCCGGGAGGCUCCAGGGUGGGUCCCAGCCCAGUGUGGGGCUGGGAGGCUCCGUGGUGGCCGGUGCUGGCCUGGCAGCUGUCCAGGAGGCUCCACAGUGGCCUGUCCUGGCACAGGAGGCUCCGUGGUGGCCGGUGCCAGCCUAGAGGUGGCCAGUCCCAGCCCGGCGUGUGGCCGCAGGGAGCUGGCGCCUGACCUGUAGCUGAAGUCCGUAACUUGCACUGCUUUGAUUAAAGCUAAUAACUGGGGACAGUCUGGAGGCUAUUUAAGAAAAACACUUGAAAACUUGAACAGAUUUUUUUGAUUUUUUUUUUUAAUUUUGAUUUUUUUUUUUUUUUUUUUUAGUUGACUAGGCUGUACAUCUUCGUGUUGGCUGCUACAGAGUCUCCUCCCACCCUUCUUCCUCCUCAUCCUCCUCCUCUCACCCGGCCCCACAGUGGCCACGGCUCCUAUUCCCACUCAACCAGGAGGUUGGGGACCCCCUCAGCCCCUCUCUCCUGGGAACCCCUGGCUCUCACACUUCCAGGCUGUUUUAUUUCCCCCCUUACUGUCAGUUCUACCUUGGUUCCUUGGUUCUGGGUUGCGGUACUGGGGCGCUCACAUACCUCCUUUUUUUUCUCUUUCUUUUUUUUUUUUUUUUUU